AUGACUUUAACGGGAGAAUCCACCACCUGGUCAAUCACUAACACUAUUAAACCAGCAAGAUAUUUAAUAGUUGGUUUCAAGAACUUACCAGAUUCUCAAACGAAUAACAAUAAUGUCUUCAGAGUGGCAAUGAACCAAACUCAAGAUCCUUUAAUCCAUAAAGUUCAAGUAAGAUUAAACAUCGAUAAUUAUCCUAACCAAUCUUUAACAAUUAAUCCAACCACAAAGGAUUAUAAUGAAUUGUAUAGAAACUAUAAAAAUAUGUGUGAAUUAUUUGGAAAUCCACCUGAGUUUGAAUAUGUAGAUUUUGCACUUAAUCAUCCAAUCUUCUGUUUUGAUCUAUCAGCUCACCAAGAAGAUCUUUGCAAAACAGGAGUCAACUUAAAUAUUCAUAUUGAAAAAACACAAGUAGAUUUAACAGGUUAUUGUUUAUUAUUGGAAGAAGCAAAACAUUUAAUUAAAAUAGCAGAUAGAAGAAUGAUAAGAAUUGAAGACGAUAUAGACUUAGAAAAAAAUGAUGCGAACGCAAAAGAAGGUGGAUUUUUACCUUUCCUUCUACCUUUAAUAUUUGGUGGUAUUCCAGCGGCUACUGGAAUAGCAAAAGACGUCAACUCAAAUAAAGCAGCUGCAGUAACAGCAGCUGAAAAACGCAGACAUAAUUUAGCAAUUGAAAAGGAGGCACGAGGUUCAGGAGUGGGAGAAAUGAUCGGCACAAUGAAAGAAUUUGGAAAAAGAUUUGGGGAGGAAACCAAGAAACAAGGAUUAAAUAAAUUAGUAGAUUUACACGGGAGAAGUCAAAGUCAAACAUAA
Molecule: messenger RNA, 810 nt
Organism: Lottia gigantea (owl limpet)
Lineage: Eukaryota; Metazoa; Mollusca; Gastropoda; Lottiidae
Exons: 2
Coding region: 1-810 (269 amino acids)
Source: RefSeq, a predicted model, not a curated record